AUGGACGGGUUUUUAAGAUGUGAUGAGAGACAGAGAUUAGCCAAAGAAAGACGCGAAGAAAGAGAAAAGUGUAUUGCUGCCCGGGAGCAACAGUUUCUGGAGAAACAGAAAAGAGCCAAGCUCCAGUAUGAAAAGCAAAUGGAAGAGCGAUGGCGGAAACUGGAGGAGCAGCGGCGCCGAGAGAACCAGAAGAGGGCUGCCGUGGAAGAGAAGAGGAGGCAGAAGCUCCGGGAGGAUGGGGAGCGGCUGGAGGCGAUGCUGCGCAGGUCCCUGGAGCGUUCCCAGCAGCUAGAGCUGAAGAAGAGGUACUCCUGGGGAGGAGCAUCACCGGCAGUGGCAGUCGGGCCUGGAGGACGUGAUGCGCGCGACAGCCUUUCAGCAUCAGCUAUGAAUCUGCCCAAGCAGACGGAGCCCAUGAGCAAGCGCCUGUCUUCAUCCACCGCGGCAAUAUCCAGCUCCCCAGAACGAGCUCAACGCAUGCACAUUACUCCCACGGAAAACUUUCUCGUUAUGCGACUGUUGGCACCCACACAGGCUUCUUUAGCCAGAAGCAGAAGUGCAUUCAUAGUCCCUGAGCAGGCCAGUGACUCAGUCUUUCAUAUCUGUCCUCGUACAGCUACAGCUAGCCCUGUUCAAUGCUCCUACAAGUCUUCCCCUACUCGGACCAUCGAGAAGAAGAAGACCGCAUCCACCUCUAGCGGAGGAGAUGCUGGGAAAGGAGCCCCUGCCUCAGCGGAGGCCUCUCGGAUGGAGAAGAUGAAGAAGGGGCUGCGAACAACCAGUUCUUUUUCCUACGUGAGCCCUGGGUCCCCUCUGAAGAGAUGUGAUUUUCCCAUAGGCCUUUCUAAAAGGUCAUCUUCUCCCGUGGCAUCCAGGGCCACUGGGAAAGGGUCUCCACAGUCUCCAAAGAAUGUGAAGAUGCCCUACCCAGAGUCCUUCGUGAAGUACCGCUUGGCUGCCUUCUCCAGCCAGGAAACACCCAAGAAGAAAGCAGAGAAAGAGAAGAGCAACAAGGAAAAAGAAGGGGCGCUGGCUCAGUGGCCAGCCAGCCCACUUGGGGAUGAAGCCCCAGAAAAGCAUGUGGUGGACAAGCAUGUCACGGAGAAGUAUGUGGCCACAGGCGGGAAGGCCGAGAGCGGUGCAGCCUCAGGGAAGCCCGUAGCAGGCACCACCAAUGCAGGAGAGGCUGCGAAGAUCCUGGCCGAAAAGAGACGCCAGGCCCGGCUGCAGAAGGAGCAGGAGAGGCUGGAGAAGAUUGAGCAAGACAGGCUGGAGAGAGAGGAACUGGAACGAAAGGCAGAAGAGGAAAGACUUCGCUUAGAAGAGGAAGCCCGUAAGCAGGAAGAGGAAAAGCAGCGACAGGAAGAGGAAAGGCAGCAGCAGGAAGAGGAAAAGAAAAGGCUGGAGGAAGAGGAGGCCGAGAAGAAGGCCAAAGAGGAGCUGCUGUUGAAAGAAGAGCAAGAAAAGGAAAAGCAAGAAAAAGAAAAGCAAGAAAAAGCCGUGAUCGAAAAGCAGAAGGAAGCAGCAGAAGCAAAGGCCCAGGAGGCAGCUAAACAGAUGCGUCUAGAAAGAGAACAGAUCAUGCUGCAGAUUGAACAGGAGCGACUGGAGAGGAAGAAGAGAAUAGAUGAAAUCAUGAAGAGAACAAGGAGGAGUGAUGUGUCUCCAGAAGUGAAGAAAGAAGACCUGAAAAUAGAGCUCCAGCCCACUGUGUGCAUGGAAAGUGAGACAAAAACAGUUGUCACUAACAAAAUAGAAAUCAAUGGAUUGAACACCUGCCAGGAAGUUAACAGUGUGGAGCGUGCCGCCCCAGCAACUCUCCCCCGAGACGGUUUCUCCAAAGGGCUGAAACCAGUUGGGGGACUUGCUCAUCUGGAUGCCCUUGAUGGGAAAUCAAACAGUCUGGACGACUCAACUGAAGAAGUUCAGUCUAUGGAUGUGAGUCCUGUUUCAAAAGAAGAGCUUAUCUCCAUCCCAGAAUUUUCACCAGUGAGUGAAAUGAUUCCUGGGGUGUCUCUGGACCAAAAUGGAACUGGUAAUGCCCGAGCUCUUCAAGAUCUCUUAGAUUUCACCGGCCCCCCCAUGUUCCCCAAGAGAUCCAGUGAAAAUCUCAGCCUGGAUGACUGUAACAAAAACCUGAUCGAAGGAUUUAACAGUCCCAGCCAAGAAAAUACUCUGAACACCUUCUGUUGACAAAUACAGCAUCUCUUUAAUGAAAGAUGGUGUUGCGAGAAGCCGUGAAGAUGCUGGUAGUCAGAUCCGAGCUGCUGGCCCUUGGAAGAAGCUUCUGUCAUCCUUACCCACUGGAUUCCACAUUGUUAGAUUGAAGUGUAACUGUAUUCCUAGUUAGUAUAUCAAACACUGGCCACUCACGGUAGACACCUUGCGAAGUUGGCCUUGUCGGCUUUAGCGCCGUUUCAUGUUAUGGUUCUAUUUAUGAGCUUCGGCUGCUGACAAAGCGCUUUCUGUACUACUUACUGUUACCAUAGUGAUCAUCCGAAACCGAGUCAUUCCAGCUCGGAAAUUCACCUGUAACCGUUAUUCCCAAAGUUGGAGCCCAUGAACAUUUAGAUAUUGUUUCCUGUAAAUAUUCUAGAUACUUACCCAGACUCUACUUAAACAUAUACUGAACUUGGGCUGCAUAUCUCACACCUGUGUUUAGAAGAAGAAAUUCCAGAGGGUUUCUCCCUCUCUCUGGGGUUUCUUUGUUGGAAGUUACUAUCAAGAAGCUGUUUUUCUUAUUAUUAAGCUUAGUCACCUGCAAAACGUGUUGCGUCACAUUACUCCUUGAGGAGCUAACGGAAUAAGUCUGGUUGAAUUAGGAAGCCAUUAAACAGUGUGGAAUGAUUUCUGUUUUCUUACAUUCCUAUGGACAUGAGCAGCUGAGUCUAGUGAGCACCUUUCGUGUUGCACCUUAACAUCCCCAAGCUGUAGCCACUCUAAUCCAUCGAGUGGCUUUUGGACUGAAUGAAUCGUGUGUCUCAUGCACUGCUGGUUGGUUUUCAUGUUGUUGCUGUUGGGGCUUUUGUUUGUUUGUUCGCUCCUGUGUUUGCUCAACUUGAAUAAAACCAGGCACCGAUGGAAAUGAUAGCGCUCCGAAACGGGGGCCCCGAACGGGACUCAGUGUGUCACUGUAAUGGACUUCAACAUAAAACAUCUGAACGGAGGACAGAUGACGCUAGAAUGUACACUUCUCAUGUUUUACGCCAUAUAAUGUGUUUUCUUAAUUUUGUUUCUUGUGGUGAAAUGUGACUUUCAGAUUAAAAUGACCUUUUCUUCUUUGAAACUCUUUCUUGUAUAAUAAGAGUUCAUAAAGAUCCAUAAUGCUGACUGAGGUUUGAAACCAGGAAAUAUAAAGCAGUGUCAAUAGUAAUAUUGUUUAUGUGCUUUCGAAACCAGCUGCAGUUUAAGACUAUUAGUUAUGGAAACUGUGUAUGUUUGUGUAUGUGUAUAUACUAAAUAAAAUAUAUGCCUCCACCAACGCAGUGCCAUUGAUCUUGAUGACUAUCAGGGAAAAUCCCUUUUAUGACAAGCACAUAGAAAAUGACAGCAUGACUUUCAAAAAAUGCCUCGCAUCUUUCUUACAGCUUUAUUUUGCUAAAGGUCUGUUUUGUUGUGAUCUGUUGUGCCUCACAGCGUCAUUGUGACUGUGGUGAUGCCUCAUUUGCAUGAUGUGUACAUUGUCUUUAACGUGAAAUACAUUUUCACUGAAGAGUU
Molecule: messenger RNA, 3717 nt
Organism: Miniopterus natalensis
Lineage: Eukaryota; Metazoa; Chordata; Mammalia; Chiroptera; Miniopteridae
Source: RefSeq, a predicted model, not a curated record